CGCUGACACUCGUCAGGACGGCACACCUGAGAUAUCGCGCUCUAGAGGUUGCGCGUACGGGUCCAGACUUCUCACUUCGUGAAUCGCUGCUCCAUACUAACCCCUGAAUGCGUCAUGUGUCCUUCCACCUCUAGUACAAUAGCAUCCUCCAUUCCACCAUUGUAAAAACUGUUCAUUCGCUCUCCUGGAAUGACCUCGGCACACCUGCGACCUUUGCGCGCGAGCUUCUCGCGUCCGCAGGACCGUCCGUUUCGCGGAAGAGCGAUAGACUAUGGUUCGUUUUGAUUGGGCGAUGGGAUAUCGGUCGAAAACCGAAAGAUCCAAGGGGCACUUGGAUAUCCGCGUGAAGAGCAUCGGGUGGAAGGAUGGCGACUCCUGCUGCGUACCAGACCCCCGACUCGAAGAAAGAGGAGUUCCGCAAGUACUUGGAGAAGAGCGGUGUGAUUGACUCGUUGACCAAAGUGCUCGUCGGGUUGUAUGAAGAAUCUGACAAGCCGCCGAACGCUGUCGACUACAUCAAACGGUUUAUGGGUGCACCGACGGGGGUCGACGUUGAAGCAAUGCGUCUUGAGAACGAGGAACUGAAGAAGAAGAAUGCCGAGCUAACCAAGGUCAUCGAGGAGCUCAACAAGCGCCUCACAGCAGAAGAAGAAGAAGAGGACGACUGAAGCAGUGCAACCUAACGAGUAUACUCUGCAUAUUAUGGAUACGUGUUGCACUUGGUCGGGGCCACCACCAACGUCAACACUGAACGUUGCAAUUGCGCUGGCAAAUGCAGCAUUUUUCUCCGUCCUUGGCGCAAACCUAUGUCGACCCAAUGCUACAGCUUUCCAACAGGACCAAUACGAGGC
This is a messenger RNA of Aphanomyces invadans, 851 nucleotides long. RefSeq lists its product as hypothetical. Gene Ontology annotation, cellular component: nucleus. The transcript is spliced from 2 exons. Lineage: Eukaryota; Oomycota; Saprolegniomycetes; Saprolegniales; Verrucalvaceae. Bases 366 to 668 code for a protein of 100 amino acids. Gene Ontology annotation, biological process: regulation of DNA-templated transcription. Gene Ontology annotation, molecular function: transcription coactivator activity. The record is from RefSeq and is a predicted model, not a curated record.